Molecule: messenger RNA, 570 nt
Organism: Candidula unifasciata
Lineage: Eukaryota; Metazoa; Mollusca; Gastropoda; Stylommatophora; Geomitridae
Source: the annotation of a GenBank genome assembly
AUGGAGAUUCUAUAUGUGAAAUCGGAUCCUACGGGAAAGAGUGUGAGAAAGUGUGCAAUUGCUUUGACGACGAGACCUGCUUUGUGGGCACUGGUGGAUGCGCUUCGGGGUGUGCAGUUGGCUACUGGGGCGAAGAUUGUAGCAAAAUUUGUGACCCAGGGAAGUACGGACGCGACUGUCAGGAGACAUGCAGCCAGUUCUGUUUCAAUGACAGCAAAGUGGAACGACUCUGUGAUCACGUGUCCGGCGAAUGUCUACAUGGCUGUCAGUUGGGUUACCAGCCUCCAACAUGUGCAUCAGUGUGCAACCCAGGAAAGUACGGCGCAGACUGCGAGCAAGCCUGUAACAAACAGUGCGAGAAGCCCAACACAUUCCCAAAAAGAGAAUGUAGUGCUAUUAAUGGGACAUGUCUUUAUGGUUGUGCCAGCGGCUACCAUGGAGCUUCAUGCACAUUGUCGUGCAACCGAAAUACAUACGGUAAAAACUGCCAAAAGUCCUGCAGUAGAGGGUGCCUCCCUUCGAAUACCUCCAGAUAUAUCUCGUGCAACCACCAGACUGGUGAGUGCCUAA